Molecule: messenger RNA, 1522 nt
Organism: Lampris incognitus (smalleye Pacific opah)
Lineage: Eukaryota; Metazoa; Chordata; Actinopteri; Lampriformes; Lampridae
Gene: ybx1
Product: Y box binding protein 1
Exons: 8
Coding region: 162-1139 (325 amino acids)
Biological process (GO): regulation of gene expression
Cellular component (GO): nucleus
Molecular function (GO): nucleic acid binding
Source: RefSeq, a predicted model, not a curated record
GUUUCUCGUUCUGCCCAGUUCGAUCGGCAACGGGAGCGGAGAGAGGAAAGCAGAGAGCCCGAAGGCAGCAGCCCCCACCACCGCCGGCCCAGGUUACCAUCUAGCACCGGGAAACACACUAGAGAGCCACCGCCGGCAAAAACCAUUACCAACCAGGAACCAUGAGCAGCGAAGCCGAGACGCAACAACCGCCGCAGCCUGCCGCCGAUGCGGAGAGCCCAUCCAGCCCGGCAGCCGCAGCUUCCGCGGGGGAUAAGAAGGUCAUCGCAACAAAAGUCUUGGGUACAGUCAAAUGGUUUAACGUCAGGAAUGGUUACGGUUUUAUCAACAGGAAUGAUACAAAAGAGGAUGUUUUCGUACACCAGACGGCCAUCAAGAAGAACAACCCAAGGAAAUACCUUCGCAGUGUUGGAGAUGGAGAAACUGUGGAAUUUGAUGUGGUUGAAGGGGAGAAGGGAGCAGAAGCAGCCAAUGUCACCGGCCCAGGAGGCGUUCCAGUCCAGGGGAGCAAGUACGCCGCUGAUAGGAACCGUUACAGGCGCUAUCCCCGCAGGAGGGGCCCGCCCCGUGGUGGAGACUAUCCAGAGAAUUACCACAGUGAUGGGGAGGGAGAGCCAGGAAAUGGAGGUCGCGACAAGAGUAGCCGCGAGGGGGCAGAGAGCGCCCCAGAGGGAGAGAUGCAGCAGCAGCAGCGCAGGCCUUCCUACCCCGGCAGACGGCGUUAUCCGCCAUACUUUGUACGUAGACGCUACGGGCGCCGGCCCCCGUACACCAACGUACCACGAGGAGAGAUGACUGAGGGAGGUGAAGGCGAUGAGAAUCAAGGAGGUCCAGACCAGGGCAACAAACCAAUGAGACAGAACUACUACAGAGGCUUUCGACCAAGGUUCAGACCAAGGGGUCCACCCCGUCCCAGACCGGUGCGGGACGGAGAGGAGGACAAGGAGAACCAAGGCGGUGAAGGCGGCCAGAACCAGGAGCCCCGCCAGCGCCGUUACCGUCGCAACUUCAACUACCGCCGCAGACGCCCACAGGCCGGCGGCAAACCCGGCCAGGAGGGCAAAGAGGCCAAGGCAGGAGGCGACCCAUCCGCAGAGAAAACGUCCGCUCCCGAGGCCCAGCAGGGCGGGGCUGAGUAGGAACCCGCCCACCGGCACCCACCAUCUCUUUACAUCGUCCGGUUUUUUUGUCAACAAGAAACAUCAAAGAUCUGAGCAAUAAGAAACGGAUUUGACUUGACGAUCGUCACAAGCUUGCACCAUGCAUUUGACCAGAUUACCACCGAUUGCCUGCAGAAUCUAUGCAGACCUGUUUUUUUCCAUUAUUUUUACGUGACAGCUACAAAAAGUUUUGGGGAAACAACAGAUGUUUUUCUAAAUCGGUCCUAAGUUUUUACACCAAAUGGUUUUUAAUGAGAAAUGUAAUUUGAUAUCUGGUCAGUUUGACAUUUUUAAAUAACUUUUUAUGUAUUCAAACAUUUUGACAAAAUGCAAGCUCAAAUAAAAGUCAAAGGAGAACUGUC